Molecule: messenger RNA, 1593 nt
Organism: Anneissia japonica
Lineage: Eukaryota; Metazoa; Echinodermata; Crinoidea; Comatulida; Comatulidae
Product: MAM and LDL-receptor class A domain-containing protein 1-like
Exons: 7
Biological process (GO): nervous system development
Cellular component (GO): membrane
Source: RefSeq, a predicted model, not a curated record
UGCGAACCAAAUGUGAUUUUGAAGAUCCAUACAUCUGUCACUUUAACCAAGAUUACUUUGAUGAUUUUGAUUGGAUAAGAACAUCUGGAUCAACAAACGCAUCUGGUACUGGCCCUAAGUAUGACCACACCUACGGAACAUUACAAGGUUUCUAUAUGUACAUGGAAACUUCAAAUCCGAGAAACUAUAAUGGACCUGCACGAAUUUGGAUACGGACAUAUCUUGCAACAGACGUCACAUGCGUUGAGUGGUUCUACCACAUGUACGGCACCACAGGGAACAUAUUAAAUGUGUAUAUAGUCAAGACAACACAUGCUGUUGGUACACCUGCAUGGACAGAAAGAAACAACCAAGGAAAUAUUUGGCAACUUGGACAAAUCUCAGUUAAAACAGUCAAUUCCUACUACUAUAUAAUGUUUGAAGGAAUUGUAGGAAGUAGUAAUACAAGUUAUAUUGCUUUAGAUGAUGUCAGGAUCACUGAUGGAGCAUGUUCGAAAGAUGCGCAAACCAAAUGUGAUUUCGAGGAUACAUACAUCUGUUACUUUGAACAAGAUGAAUAUGAUGAUUUUGAUUGGAUAAGAACAUCUGGAUCAACACCCACAUCUGGUACUGGCCCUAAGUAUGACCACACCUACGAAACAUUACAAGGUUCCUACAUGUAUAUCGAAACUUCAUAUCCGCGAUACAACAAUGAAACUGCACGUCUUUGGACAUCGUCAUAUCCCGCAACAAACGGCACAUGCGUCAUGUGGUUUUACCACAUGUACGGGGCCACAUUGAAUGUGUACUUAGUCAAUACAGAAGGUACCGUUGGUGCACCCGCGUGGGCAAAUAGAAACGAUCAAGGAAACGUUUGGCGAAUUGGAAAACUGUCAGUUGAAACAAAGACUUCCUUCCAGAUAGUGUUUGAAGGAAUUGUAGGAAGUGGUGAUAAAGGAGAUAUUGCUUUAGAUGAUGUCAGGAUCAUCGAUGGGGCAUGUUUGAGAAACGAAACUUGUGAUGUUGACUGCUUGAACGGCGGAGUCUGUGUCUCGGAUUACGGAAACGAGAACUGUCAGUGUGUGUCUGGUUUUUUUGGACCAACUUGCAAUAUAUCAAAAAACCAAUGUGAUUUUGAAGAUCCACACAUCUGUUACUUUGAACAAGAUAAAUAUGAUGAUUUUGAUUGGAUAAGAACAUCUGGAUCAACACUCACAUCUGCUACUGGCCCUGCUUAUGACCACACCUACGGAACAUUACAAGGUUCCUACAUGUACAUCGAAACUUCAUAUCCGCGAUAUAUCAACCAAACCGCUCGUCUUUGGACAUUGUCAUUUCCUGCAACAAAUGGCACAUGCGUCAAGUGGUUUUACCACAUGUACGGGGCCACAGUGAAUACAAUGAAUGUGUACCUAGUCAAUAAGGAAGGUACCGUUGGUGCACCUGCGUGGACAAAUAAGAACAAUCAAGGAAACAUUUGGCGACUUGGAAAAAUGUCAGUUGAAACAAAGAGUGCCUUCCAGAUAGUGUUUGAAGGAAUUGUAGGAAGUAGUAAUACAGGAGAUAUUGCUUUAGACGACGUCAGGAUCAUCGAUGGGGCAUGUUUGAGAAACG